Heterotrigona itama is the source of this 4073-nucleotide messenger RNA. The record is from the annotation of a GenBank genome assembly. NCBI's taxonomy places the organism in Eukaryota, Metazoa, Arthropoda, Insecta, Hymenoptera, Apidae.
AUGGCACAUGUAUUAGAAAGAAUUGUGAAAUAUAUCAUAAAUAUAUUGUAUUUACAUAAUAUUUUAAUGCAUAACAGAGACAGUUAACACUUUGAGCGAUAACACUUUGAUUAUUUUUAUAUAUCUUUUCUAUAUUGUUCUAUACUAUUUUACUCUAAUUUUUUUAUGUUAUUAAAUUCUUAUUCCCUGAUUUUUAUGUUUGUUUGUUAGAAACAGCAAGAUUUGAAAAUAACAAUGGAAGAUUCAUUUAAUUUUUCAAAACUAACUAACUUUUUACAUCAGACCUUGGUAUUUACAGAAGAAGCAAAGAAUGUAUUAAAAUCAAAUUGUGAUGAAGCAAUGUAUUGUUUAAAACCAUUGUAUACAGAAAUCUAUCCUCAACAGGAAGUUAAUAAAGAUGUUUGUACAUGUGUCAAAACCAAAACCGAAGUUGAAGAAAUUGCUGCAGGUAUUAGCAGAGCAUUAAUACAAACACAGCAAUUACGAGAAAAAUUAUCUUCCAAUGUAACGGAAAGAAGUCCAAAAUACUACAAUAUGUAUGAAUAUUCCCAAGCAACUGGAAGUAAAACACAGAAAAAUGUAAAAAAUUUAAAUCUAAACAAUAAAAAUAUAUAUUUGAAACAAAACCUUUAUUGUAUAAAAUCAAACAUUCAGAAGACAAAUAUUGAUAAAGGACAAAGUGAGAUAGCACAAAGAGAUCAACUUAAAAAAACAAAAAAUAAUAAACAAUUAGUAACACACCCAAAAUUAUCAGGAAGCAAGAACUUUCUUGCAAUAAAUAAAAGGAAUAUUAAAAAUAUAAAGGAAGUUAAAGACAAAUUGAGAAAUAAUGUUAAAUCUAAUACUUCCAUAACAAAGUCAAAAUGUAUUAAAUUUGACGAAAGAAAUUCUGCAGCAUCAACAAGUGAAUUAAAAAAUUUAAUACAAAAAAUGACAGUUACAUCUGGUGAUUGUACACUUUCUAAUGAAUAUAAUAUCAAAUGUCCACUACAUGAAAAUAAAAUUUCACAAUAUACCUGUGAGCAGAAUUUGACAGUUAAGACUUUCGUAGAUUGUUUAAAUACAACAGAUAUUCCAGAAGAAAUAAUCAAGUCAUUAAAAGUUUACCAUAAAUUUUUGAAUAUUAAAUAUACAGAAAAAUCAUUCAGUGAAAAACAACAAAAAGAAUUACAUACGUUUUUGGUAGAAUUUAAUAAAAUGAAUGAAAUUGUUCAAAAAGAAUUUGUACACAAGAAUUAUAUCAUAAAUGCACUCUUUAAAUUUAUAUCUUUAUUUCAAUAUCUUUUUUCUAAAACCAUGAAAAUUGAUUUAGAAGAUAUUAGAUUACUGUAUACAGAAUUAAGUUCUCUAUGGAAAAUUUAUGAAUUAAAAGAAUUUAAAAAUAAACAAAUUUUGAAAAAUGAUAUAUUCAGAACACCACAUAUUGUUUUUAAUAUGAAAGGAUAUAUGUCAAAUGGAAUUUGGAAUUCUUUUUAUAACAAAAAUCUUGAAGAGAUGUCAAAAAUAUAUUGUAUACGUUAUACAAGCAAAGACCAGUUGUUAUUAUUCUUUGAUAUAAUACAACAAUUUCAACAUAUACAGUAUUAUAAUGAUUUAAUAAAAAUUAUUGCAGAAGAUAUACUUCCUAACAUGAACGCCUUUUUUGAUUGUACACAAUCAGAAUAUGUAAAAAUAUAUAAAAUGAUUUCUAUUCUUUAUCAAGGUUUAAAUCCAAAAAUUCCUAUUUUAAACAUGAACAACAAUAUGCAAUAUACUUAUACAAAAAAGAGAUUACAAUUUGGGAGACAAUGUAAUUUUACGAAUUAUUGCAAAGUAGAAGCUGAUAUUAAACCAAAUGCAGGGUACACGAAUCACUGUAUUCAAAUAGAUCCUGUAACUCAAGGAACUCAAUGUAGCAAGAUAUAUUCUGUUCAUGAGGUAAAUACAAAUACUGCAACAUUCCGAGAUAGUGGUAUAUAUCAUUCUGAAGGUGGUUGGCCAAAAGAUUUAAAUGCGAAAGAUUUAGAACAGACAGUGAGAUAUAAACGCAAAAUAGAAAAAGAUGAACUAUAUAUUCAUACAAUGCUUCAAUUGCUACCUCCAAUGGAGCAAUGUAUUUUACAAAACAAUGCUUCUAAUAUUUAUGAACAAUAUUUUAGUUACAUGGAGCCAGUUUCUUUAAUACAACGAGUAUAUUCACGUACAGUAAAUGUAUAUCGUGAUAUUUUACCAAUAAAAAGACAAAUAACACAUCUUUCUUGGUCACCAGAUCAAGGAAAUCGUUUUGCGGCUAGUUAUUGUAAUACUGACUUUAAAAAUAUAAUAAAUGACAAUCCUCAGUCGUAUAUUUGGGAUGUAGAAAAUCCAAAUAUGCCUUGUAUGAUUUUAAAACCAUUUUGUCCAAUUUUAACAUUGGAAUAUAAUCCUAAAGAUAGUAAUAUACUGAUUAGUGGCUUAAUGACUGGUCAAGUGGCUUGUUGGGAUAUUAGAAAAGGAUCAGAACCAGUUGAAACAAGUUUAGUGAAAUUUAGUCACAGAGAUUUAUGCAACGAGGUUUUGUGGAUAAAUUCUAAAACUGGCACAGAAUUUUUCAGUGCUUCUAAAGAUGGACAAAUAAUGUGGUGGGAUAUUAGAAAAUUACAAAUGCCUACAGAAACAUUAGUAAUAGAUUUAUGUAAAACUGAUGAUCAAAAUGUUAAUAAAGCAAUUGGAAUUUCAGCAUUACAAUUUGAACCAUCUAUGGGUACACGUUUCAUGUGUGGUCUUGAAAAUGGUAUAGUAAUAUCAGGAAAUCGUAAAGGGAAAACUGCGAGUGAGAAAAUUGCAACACGAUUCAAAGCGCAAUAUGGACCUGUAAUAAGUUUAGAAAGAAACCCAACGUUUGUUAAAAAUUUUUUAACAGUUGGUGAUUGGACAACAAGAAUAUGGUCCGAAGAUUGUAGAGAAUCUUGCAUUGCUUGGACUCCUGGUCAUAGAGAUUUUUUGAUGGGUGGAGCAUGGAGCAUAACACGAUUUUCCGUAUUUUUUUUAAUAAAAAUGGAUGGAACACUGGAUGUAUGGGACUUGUUGAUACAGCAAGAUUCUCCAGUUCUUAGUGUGAAAGUUUGUGACGAAGUAUUAACAUAUAUAAAACCACACGAACAAGGACAAUUAGCAGCAAUUACUAAUAAAAAAGGGACAACAUUUUUACUUGAGUUUUCAGACGCAUUAACAACUAAUCAAAAAAAUGAUAAACUUUUAUUUACAGCACUUCUUGAUAGAGAAACACGCAGGGAAAAGGUAAAAGAAGCUAAAAACAGAGAACAGAAAUUAAAAAUGAAGUCCUUUCGAAAUACCAAUCUUGAAACUGAAUAUCCUACAGGAAAUACAAAAAAUUAUGAGGAUGAUCCAAAAUGUCUUAAUUCUAAUAUUAAUAAUGCGAUAUUAAUACAUUGUGAAGAAGAUUAUGACAACACUAUAAAAGCAGUAAGUAAUAUGAAUACAUAUUUAUAUAUAAGAAUAAAACUCAAUUUUUUAUUUUAAUUAUACUUUACUAGGAAUUACUAAAAGAAGAAGGAAUAAGUAAUGGAACAGCGUAAAUAUGUGAUGAAUAAAGUAAUAAAUAAAUUUUUAUUAUAUGCAAAUAAAUUGAAUAAAUUGUUACAUUUAUAUAUAUUAAACUUACUUUAUAUGGUUUAUAUAUUUUUAAUUUAAUUACAAUUCUAUUUUACAAUAAUACAUAAUCAUUUGAAAAAUUAUUUUACGAUAAUUUUUUUUUAUUCAUAUAAUUUAUUAUAAAUAUUUAUUGAAAAUAUAGUAGAGACAUUAAUAUAAUUGUGUAAAGUGUUUUUAAAAAUCAAAAUUAGAUUUUAUCAUAUUGAUUAUUGUACACUGUACAUCUGUGUUACAACAUAACUGAAGUUUCUGAUAAAUUUUAACACCUGCCGCGUGAAAGAAUCAUAUAUGUGCAUAUUUCUUUUUUAAAUAUUUAUUUUUAAAUAGUUUACACAUUCAAAUUUCAUUCAUAGUAUGCAUAUUGUGUUGUAACAUAAUGAAAACAAUUGAUUGUAAUUAUAAAAUUAUUAAAAUAGGUAAAAUUAUUUUCAUAGAAAUAA